AUGUCUGCAAAUAAAACAAAGAAAGUCAAAAUGGCCACGAAGUCUUGUCCCGAGUGCGACCAACAAAUCCCGGUGGCCUGCAAGUCGUGUCCUUGUGGUUUUGUGUUCAUCAGCCGCAAACUGCUGACGGCCCGGUUAAACGAACGGCCCUCCUCCCCUGGACUCACAGACCAGCUGGAGUCGAAGCGGCGGCGGACAGAGCGCAUCCGUAAGGACCGCAUCGAGUCCCUGCCCAGCGACAUGGAGAACCGCAAGAAGGGACGACCCAGCUGCCAGGGGGACACCAUCCGCCGAGGCCGAGGCAGACCCAAGACCGUGGGCCUCAAGAAGGUGGAGGAGGACAGAGAGAAACAAGAGAAGGAAGUGGACAUGUACGCCAGUCUGUCAGACGAGAAAGCUUUCGUGUUUUCUGUGGCUUUAGCCGAAAUUAACCGCAAGAUCCUGGGACAGAGGCUCAUCUUGUGA
Molecule: messenger RNA, 465 nt
Organism: Knipowitschia caucasica
Lineage: Eukaryota; Metazoa; Chordata; Actinopteri; Gobiiformes; Gobiidae
Source: the annotation of a GenBank genome assembly